UAUGAAUCUAUAUCUCUCAGAUGAUCGCAUUAACUUCUUGAGUUCACAUGUGAAUGGUCUAUCAUGAGUAUAUGAAUCUUGGCCAACAGACACCCUGAGGCGGAGCUGCUAGGACCACCCCCCCCCCCCCCGCGGACCACAUACAAAUCCUACGGAGGGGGCAGACAUCCUUUCGUAAAUUACCUGUUCUCACGUGCGCAUUCGUAUUUCCCGCGUUAUGAACUAAUGGUGGCGCCAUCUGUUAUUACUAAAUCAGAAGAAAUCCUACGUACACAUCGAGAAUGUAACAAAUCGCUAGGAAAAUGGCGGACGAAAAGAAAGACGUUUUGGAGGCAAUUUCUACCGAUAAACAUACGUUUGAUAACAAAGAAAAUGCGCUAUAUGGUGAUCAGAGUGAUCCGACAAAUGAUGGAGAAACCAAUGGUGGUCAGAAAGAUGGGUUUGAGCUCGAUAUUGGUGACCAUUAUCUCGUCAGAAGAUCGGAUGACUCGAGUUGGCAUGCUGCAGAGAUAGUGCAGAUGAGAACAAAUGAACAAGCCGGGGGUAGAAAUGAGUACUACGUUCAUUAUGCUGGAUUCAACCGUCGUCUGGAUGAGUGGGUCACAAUAGAACGUGUCGAUCUGAAUUCGAGACUUGACGAUCAUGGGAAUAAGAUCCAGACCCAGUGCUUGACAGACUUGGCUGAUGGAACUGAUCGAAAGAUUACCAGGAAUCAGAAGAGGAAACAUGAUGAAAUUAAUCAUGUGCAGAAGACGUUUGCUGAGAUGGACCCAACAACUGCCGCACUGGAAAAAGAACAUGAGGCUAUUACAAAAGUAAAGUACAUCGACAAAGUGCAGAUUGGAAAAUAUGAGAUAGAUGCAUGGUACUUUUCACCGUACCCUGAGGAGUAUGGGAAACAGUCGAAACUUUGGAUCUGCGAAUACUGCCUAAAAUAUAUGCGGCUUGAGAAGUCGUACAGGUAUCAUCAGAGCCAGUGCACAUGGAGACAGCCACCAGGGAAGGAGAUCUACAGGAAAGGAACAAUCUCGUUGUUUGAAGUUGAUGGAAAAGAUCAUAAGAUCUACUGUCAAAAUCUGUGUCUGCUCGCCAAGUUGUUCCUGGACCAUAAGACGUUAUACUUUGAUGUGGAGCCGUUCCUGUUUUACAUUCUGGCCGAAGUGGACAGACAUGGAUGCCACCUGGUGGGAUACUUUUCAAAGGAAAAGGAAUCGCCCGAUGGUAACAAUGUUGCAUGUAUCAUGACCUUGACCCCAUUCCAACGUAAGGGCUACGGAAAAUUCCUCAUCGCAUUCAGUUAUGAGCUAUCUAAGCUAGAAAAUGCGGUUGGGUCUCCAGAAAAACCACUUUCAGAUCUUGGUAAACUGAGCUAUCGAAGUUACUGGUCAUGGGUCUUGCUGGAAAUUUUACGGGACUUCAGAGGUACCCUCUCAAUUAAAGACUUGAGCCAGAUGACCAGUAUAUCACAAGGUGACAUCAUCAGUACGCUGCAAUCAUUGAACAUGGUCAAAUACUGGAAAGGACAGCACGUCAUCUGUGUCACGCCAAAACUUGUCGAGGAGCAUCUCAAGAGUGCACAGUAUAGACGUCCACCAAUCACAGUUGAUGUUGAUUGCAUAAGAUGGUGCCCGCCCCACAAGAAGUUAAAAGUCAAGAAAUAACACACAAACUGUGCAUCUUUGUUUCGUUGAUGUUACCAUGGUUACUGGCUGACCUUUUUGGAGGAUUUCUUCAUGUGCUUUGGUUGAUAAUCGCUUUAGUGUCCUUGAAAAACUCUUGGCUUGUCAACGCGUACAGACAGGCUCUUACAACUCGACUUGUAUUCCGUUGUUGAGGUGAUUUUCAUUGGAGGUUUGGAUAGAUGUCACUCUACUCUGAUAUCUGUAAUAUGGGUGGCUUGUGUAUAAAUGUUUGUGUUCCCCAGUUAUGCUAAAACCUACUUUAACAGCAAUAACAUGUAUUCGUGUAUGAUGUUCCCGCUGUAGGCCUUAGUUAACAGAAACAUGUCACUGAUCGAAUGAAAUCUGUGCAAUUUUGAAAUUUGUGCUUUGUCCUCAUUGAAUGCGUAAUAAUUGCACCUUGAUUGAUCAGAAGAACUGAAAGAGUUUAAAACAGUUGGAUGGAACAUUAUGUCUGUGUACAUUCGUGAAUCAUGCCGAUUAUUUUCCACUGGUCAGAAUCCGUAAACUGGUCACAAGGCACUCCUAUGUUAAGAAUUAAGAAUGUGUGUUCUGUACAUAAAUUGUGAAAAGCUGUAAAUAUAAUGUGUCUUUUUAAAUAAAUCAUAUUAACUCACACAA
Molecule: messenger RNA, 2300 nt
Organism: Lineus longissimus
Lineage: Eukaryota; Metazoa; Nemertea; Pilidiophora; Heteronemertea; Lineidae
Product: histone acetyltransferase KAT8-like
Exons: 9
Coding region: 303-1661 (452 amino acids)
Biological process (GO): negative regulation of DNA-templated transcription; positive regulation of transcription by RNA polymerase II
Cellular component (GO): MSL complex; chromatin
Molecular function (GO): transcription coregulator activity; histone H4K16 acetyltransferase activity
Source: RefSeq, a predicted model, not a curated record